This is a messenger RNA of Cololabis saira (Pacific saury), 4837 nucleotides long. It is a transcript of the gene kif4, whose product is annotated as kinesin family member 4. Gene Ontology annotation, molecular function: microtubule binding; microtubule motor activity; ATP binding. Gene Ontology annotation, biological process: microtubule-based movement; mitotic spindle organization. The record is from RefSeq and is a predicted model, not a curated record. The transcript is spliced from 31 exons. Bases 236 to 3976 code for a protein of 1246 amino acids. NCBI's taxonomy places the organism in Eukaryota, Metazoa, Chordata, Actinopteri, Beloniformes, Belonidae.
UGUUUGAAAGUGGCGGGCAGCGACAUCAGAUCAUCUGAGAUUCACAUUUUAUUAUCGAACAAAAGGCCACAGUUUAUCAAAAUAGCCGUAAUAUUAAGCAAUAUUUGCAAGUAAAAGUUCAUUUUAUAUUGUGGUAUGUUAUCGUUAACCACUGACAAACAACUAUUCCUCUUUUGUGAUAUUUAACAUUAGCACCGGAGGAGACUUGAGCAGGCGUUCGUUGGAAUCCUCCAUCAUGACAAAUGAAGCCGUGAAGGUGAUCCCAGUGCGGGUUGCCUUGCGAUGUCGCCCACUGGUACCAAAAGAAAUCAACGAGGGGUGUCAGACCUGUCUUACCUUUGUGCCAGGGGAGCAACAGGUGAUUGUUGGUACUGAGAAGGCUUUCACCUAUGAUUAUGUGUUUGAGCCAACCGCUGAACAAGAGGAAGUCUACAGUACCGCCGUGUCUCCGUUACUGAGAGGGCUUUUCAAGGGCUACCAUGCCACAGUUCUUGCAUACGGACAGACGGGAUCAGGAAAAACCUUUUCCAUGGGUGGAACGUACACAACGGCUCAGGAGAAUGAACCUUCGGUUGGAGUAAUUCCCAGAGUUAUCAGGAAGAUCUUUGAAGAGAGGGAGAAGAGAACAGACUGUGAUUGCUGUCUUACUGUGUCUUAUCUAGAGAUUUAUAAUGAAGAGAUCUUGGAUCUGCUGUGUUCAUCGAAAGACAAACCUGCCAUUAGCAUUCGGGAAGAUCCUAAAGAAGGCAUCAAGAUUGUCGGGUUAACUGAGAAUCAGGUGUCUUCUGCCUAUGAAAUGGUGAGCUGCCUGGAGCUCGGGAACUCUGCUCGGACGGUGGGCUCCACUGCCAUGAAUGCAGCUUCUUCACGGUCCCAUGCCAUCUUCACUAUCACACUGGAGCAGCGCAAAGGGUUGGAAAAAGUGGAUUCAAUAGUUUCUAAGUUGCACCUGGUGGACCUGGCUGGUUCAGAGAGACAAAAGAAAACCAAAGCAGAGGGAGAUCGUCUAAAAGAAGGCAUCAGCAUCAAUCGCGGUCUUUUGUCUCUGGGUAAUGUGAUCAGUGCCUUGGGAGAUGAAAGCAAGAAAAACAACUUUGUUCCUUACAGAGACUCGAAGCUCACCCGCCUGCUACAAGAUUCCUUGGGAGGCAAUAGUCACACUUUGAUGAUUGCGUGCGUCAGUCCUGCAGACUCAAACAUGGAGGAAACCAUCAACACGCUCCGAUACGCCGACAGAGCUCGCAAGAUUAAAAACAAGCCAAUUGUUAAUAUUGACCCCAGAGCUGCUGAAAUGGGCCGCCUGAAACAGCAGGUUCAAGAGUUGCAGGUGAUGUUACUGCACGCGCGAGGAGGAGUAGCCCCUGUAAUGUCCGGGCCGGAGUCAGCUGAGAACGUGACCAAGCUGGUGGAAAGAAACCGCGUUCUGCAGCAUGAGAACAGCAAGCUGAGCAGAGAGCUGAGUACGGCAGCUGGACAGACAGCCCUCAUGUUUGAGAAGAUCAUUAUGACAGAACAAGAAAAUGAGAAGCUCCAAAGCAAAGUGGAACAACUGAGGCACCACAAAGCAUGUGAAGUUGAUCUUGAGAAACUGUUGGAGACGCUGGAAGACCAGGAGUUGAAGGAGAACGUUGAGGUGAUGAAGAACUUGCAAGAAAUCAUCUUGGAGCUCAAGAAUGAAAGCGCUGGCAUCGCCGCCGGCAUUGAUGCCAUGGCUGCAGGAGAGGAGUUACCGGAAUCGUCUGGGAAUGGAAGUAAAAACUCAGCAGAUGAGUCUCUGUCGGAUCCUGGUGCCUUAAAGGAUUCCCCAGAGGCCUUUACAACCCAUCAUGCACUGCGGCAGGCUCAGCUCUCCAAAGAACUGAUUGAGCUCAACAAAGUGUUGACCUUGAAGGAAGCUUUUGUGAGGAAAAUGUGUGAGAAUGACGGUCAGUUGGAGCCAAUGCAGUCAGAGCAUCAGAAAAAUGUCAAGGUUCUGCAGACUGCAGUGGAUUCUUUGCAGAAGGAGAAAGAGGAUCUCAUUUUGGCUCUUCAGUCUGCCAAGAAAGACACCAACCAGGCAAAGCUCAGUGAGCAGCGGAGGAGGAGACUACAGGAGCUGGAGGGUCAGCUUACAGACAUGAAGAAGAAGCUGAUUGACCAGUCCAAAAUUCUGAAAAUUAAAGAAUCCUCCGUUCAGAAAGUUAGCAAGCUCAUGCAGGAAAUACAGGCAAUGAAGAGCCAGCGUAUACAGCUAAUGAGACAAAUGAGAGACGACUCUGAGAAAUUCAGACAGUGGAAGAACAAGAAGGACAAGGAGGUCCUGCAGCUGAAGGAGAAGGAUCGUAAAAGGCAGUAUGAAUUACUCAAACUUGAAAGGGAUUUCCAGAAACAGGCUAAUGUCUUGCGUCGUAAGACUGAAGAGGCUGCAGCUGCAAAUAAGAGACUGAAAGAUGCCCUGCAGAAGAGAAGUGAGGUAGCAGAGAAGCGCAAAGAUACCCACAACAGAGGCACUGAGGGAACUGCAGCACGACUUAAGGCAUGGCUUUUUAAUGAAGUGGAGGUGAUGGUUAGCACAGAAGAGGCCCAGCGUCACCUCAACGAUCUGCUGGAGGACAGAAAAGUUUUGGCUCAGGAGGUCAACCGCCUCAAACAACAGAUAGAUGCUGGGGAGAAACCCGCUGCCAAAAUUAGGCGGCGGACACUCAUCAUCUCUGAGCUGGAAACCCGGGGGGCGCUGGAGACGCCUCUGACCAAACAGGUGGAGAACCUGGAGACAGAAAUGGAGCUCAGGAACGCCCAAAUAGCUGACCUGCAGCAGAAAGUACUUGUCGCUGACGGCGAAGGCCGUUUGAAGCAACGUGUAGACGCCAUCACAAGCAUAGUGGAAGCCAAGUGUGCCGUGAGGGUUCUGAUGUCUGAGCUGGUUUCAGCUAAGACAGCGUGUGGCAAACUGGAGAGUGAGCUGAAACAAGAGAAAGGAAAUGCACAAGACUUAAGGAAGUUGGUGGCUGAUGAGAGAAAUGUGAUGUCAACCAUGGACAUGGAGCACCAGCAGCAGCUGGUGGAGCUGGAGCAGAGACAUCAAGAGAAGGUUCACUAUCUUCUUAAUGAACUGCAGAACAAGCCAAUAUGUGAGGAGUCGGAGGAGACAAAACUAAAAGAUGAACCAAGUGCAAAAGAGAUGGAGCUUCUCCAGCGCCUCCAAGUUCAGGAGGAGGAGCUUGAAAAGCUGCAAGCUCUGAGGGAGCAGAACCAGAAACUGGUGGAGCAGAAUGAGGAGCAUAGACAGGAACUGGCUUUGAUCCAGUUGGCAAGUCAAAAGAAAAUCCGGCUUCUUUCAGCCAGCAACGACAAGGACCCUGAAGACUCUUUUGAAUAUGUUCCUCUAAAACCUAAAAUGAAGCGCCUCACCACUGCCAAAGCUCCACUGACCAUCAGUGUUGCAGAACUGACGUCACCCAGCGAGGAUGAGAAGGAGGAGGAAGAGGAGUGGCGACCCCAAAAACCCGAGAAGGGGCGCAGACCUUCGAGGAAAGCCAAACAAACUGGGUGUGCGUGUAAAGGUCGGUGUGGCAACAAGCAGUGCCGGUGCCGCAAAGGAAAGAUGACUUGUGGGGAGAACUGUCAGUGCGAUCACGAGAAAUGUCGAAACAUGGACAGCCAAGCGCCUGCGGAGGAUACAAGUCGCACAGAAAAUGUUUCCAGAGAGUCGCCAUCCCUGCAGGACGCCACAUCCCCCAGCCCUGAAAAUACCUUCUUCAAGCCGCCGUCCUGCACCCCCACAACCAAGGUGCUGCAGGAAAUUGGAGACAUGGGCCACUCCGCUGAGCUGAAGUUGGUCAGGAAGCCCGUCCUGGCUAAGGAUGAGGACAAUGACGAAGAGGACUUCGAGGAAGACAGAACGACGGCCAGCUUCCUGAAGAAGAAGAAACGAAUCCUGAACAGUUUUCAGAACAGUUUCUUCUCUGGCUGCACUCCAAUUAGAGAGGAGUCCUAGUCAGGGCAGAGCAUGGUAACACUUAAAUGGCUAAACUGUUGUGUACUGUAAAAUAAAAGUAGAUGUUGAGUCUAAAACUCAUUUUACACGUUUUGUAGAGGGUAACAAAAAGGACUGUGAAUAGUUGUUAAUCAUUUACUGGAAUUAAACGAUGAAAUGUGUACAUAACUGCUAAAUUGUCGUUAUAGACUAGAUUGAAUUCAGUCGUAUUGAAAAUCAGAUGACUCGCUGUCCUGGGGAGUAGACUGUAAGUUUCACUUUGCCUUUAUUAUCAGAACUGAAUAAAAUCUUAAAGUCUAAUCUUAAUUUUUUUUUUUACAAUACUUUUUUUUUUUUUUCUUAACCCCUUAGAAUUACAAUUCAAAGAUUAAUUUAUUGCAAUUUUUCUGUUAGAACUAUUAUUUUAAUUUCUACUCACUUUCCUUCCUGUUUAUUGAAAGCAGUUAAGGCUUUAUUAAAAACAUUUUAAGUAGUUUUGGUGAGCACCCACGUUGUCCCAAUUGACAUUUUUCUUCUGCAUCACACUCACAAGAGACAAUAAAUAACUGUUUAAAUAAACUAGUCACAUCAUGAUGAUUUUUAAAACUUGAUUUGCUCUGUCGAUGGGGAAGUAAUGCUGUUAUAUGGCUAAAAUACUUUUAUUUGCAUUGCGUUAUCAAGAUUAUGCAUAUUCAAGAGAUCUUAAUUAUUUUGAUCAACUGCAUUAAAUUCUGCUUCUGAGAUCCCAGAUUUUAAACCCCACACUGAACUCACUUGAAACACCUAAUAUCUGAUGAAUAAAUCGUGACUUAUGAGCUUUGUCUGUGAAUGUCUAAAUGUUGAAUGUUUUAUAUGGGAUAUUAAAAAGCUAUUGGAACAUUG